AUGAAAGGUUUAAAUUAUAAAAGCACAUAAACCUAUAGUUACGAAAAAUCGAAUGAAGAAAUGAAAAGAAUAUUAGAAUAUGAUGGACUAAAGAAUUGGUAAUUAAAUGAUGAUUGCAAGAUUGUUGAAUAUACAAUUGAUCAUUCAAUGUAAAUGACAUUAAGUUUAUUAAUUUAUUUACAAGAAAUUAAAUUCAUACGAUUAACUAUUGCUUAAAAUAUUUAAUUGUGUUUAGCUAUUUUGAACAAAUAUUAAGAACUUUAAAAAUAAAAUAUUUAACAUAAUUAUUUAAGUUCUGAUAGAAUUUUAAUAAAUCUAACAGACAAAUAACAUUAAAUUACUAUAUUCCCAGAAAAGUUAGUUUAUACAAUACAUUUUCUUGGAUAUGAUUGUCCUUUUUAUGAAAGAGACAAUUAUAAAGAUAGUAAAAAAAAAGAUGAUUAAUCUAUUAAGGAAAUCAUAAUUAACAUUAUUUAACUUAGUAAAAAAUAAAAGUUUGAUUGA
This is a messenger RNA of Paramecium tetraurelia, 504 nucleotides long. RefSeq lists its product as uncharacterized. The record is from RefSeq and is a predicted model, not a curated record. The transcript is spliced from 2 exons. NCBI's taxonomy places the organism in Eukaryota, Ciliophora, Oligohymenophorea, Peniculida, Parameciidae.